This is a messenger RNA of Ostertagia ostertagi, 561 nucleotides long. NCBI's taxonomy places the organism in Eukaryota, Metazoa, Nematoda, Chromadorea, Rhabditida, Trichostrongylidae. The record is from the annotation of a GenBank genome assembly.
AUGGGUUAUGGUCGCGAAGAACUAAAUUACCAGACUGAAAUUUAUGCAAUGCGUAAUAGAAAGAGAUGUGUGGGUUUCUAUGGUGGACAGUACACUCAUCAGACCGUGCUACCGGACUUCACUAGCAAGGGUGUGAAAGAGGUGUAUCCUGACGAAAACGUUGUCUACAUAUCCAGGCACGCAAGAGACAUGAUCGAUGGACCAUUAGACGUUGGAGCGAUCGCAUUGUGUGUGUCCAAGGAUACGGCUAGAGAAGCGCUCGGAGCAGCUCGUCGUGGGCGGAUGAGAGCUGUGCGCCUUCCCAUAAAGAAAUACGUGAAGUGGCAGAAAGGACCGAUGUAUUUGCCGUUCCCUAAUAUAGUGCGAAUUUUCCGUGAAGUUCAUUUGAGUGGUGGCGAUUGGGAGAGCGCAUUGCUCAACAACAUCAGCAAGCGUCACCUUAUGACUCCAGAGGAACAGGAAGCGCAAGCACAAAUCGAAAGGACAAACCGGCGAAAGAUUAGACAACGCGAGAAGGACGAACUAAUCCAGACGAUUCGGGAAGCCACAGGCCAUACAUAA